UGCCGCAUUUGAAUUACCGCUGGUUCGUCGGUGCAGUGCAGUGUUCUUUCGCUUCACUUGUGGUCCAAGCGUGGCACCGUUUAUACCGACGAAGGCACCGACGCAAGUCCUUGGGUGGCAACGAGAUGAGCCAGCCCACUUCCUCAAAAGAUGGCGCAAGUCGACUGGCAGGUGCAAUGCGAAAGCUGCGCUCUCCUUCCAAGCGGCCAGCAGGGGUGAGCGUCAAUGGCCUGCGGAGGAGCUUCAGCACUACCUGCAUCAAAGAAAACAAGCCACAGGUGGCCCUUUCGAGCCAGCCCAAGAAGGCACGUCCAGGUGCAGCCGCGCCAGUGCCAUUUGGCCGGUUGCAGCGCAAUGUUGUGGGAUCCGCCCUCUGCUUGGAUAGUGCUAAUGCACGGCCAAAAGCCUCCAAUGGGGCCCUGUCAGCAUCCACGGCUGGCAAGCGAAAGCCCUGGGAUCUGCAGGGUCGCCUGCACGACCUUGAAGAGCGCAUCAAGGGCAUGAGCGGUGAGAAGGAGCAGCUGAGCCAGCAGAGCACCAGCAGGCUGCAACAGCUCGAGCAGCUGCAAGCAGAGUUGCAGGCCGAGCGCACCAGAACUUCCCAGCUGACGGCCCAAGUCUCACAGCUGGAGUCUGCCCUCAGCUCGCUGGAGACCGAGAAGCGCUCGACUGUCGCAGAGAGGGACUCUCUGUCCCAGCGGCUGUGUUCCUCUGCCCAGCUGGUGGCCACCCUAGAGGGGUCUCUUGCAGUUGCCAAUGGAUCCCUGGUGGCCCUUCGUUCUGAGCGGGAUGCACUCAAGGCCCAGCAAGAGUCGCUGGAGUCCCAGCGGUCCACCCUGGCAUUGGAGAAGGGCCGGUUGGAGUCCCUAGUUUCCGAGCUUCAUGCACGAGUGGCAGCACAGGAGGACCAGCUCAACGCUUCCGAGCAAGACCGGCGCCAGCUGCACAAUGCCCUGCAGGAGCUCAAGGGCAACAUUCGAGUGUUCUGCCGCCUGCGACCAUUGCUGCCAUCGGAAACAGCUCCACAGAGGCCGUUUCUGUUGCUGCCCGAUGAACGGACAGUCGAGGUGGUGCGGACAGACCCAGAG
Molecule: messenger RNA, 1088 nt
Organism: Rhipicephalus microplus (southern cattle tick)
Lineage: Eukaryota; Metazoa; Arthropoda; Arachnida; Ixodida; Ixodidae
Product: kinesin-like protein KIFC1
Biological process (GO): microtubule-based movement
Molecular function (GO): microtubule binding; ATP binding; microtubule motor activity
Source: RefSeq, a predicted model, not a curated record